AUGGUUCGUGGUCUUACCGUAGGUAUUUACCAAAAUAAGAGCGAGAAAUCACCACAAAGAAAGGUCGAUGAUAUUGAGAAGAAGGGCGAAACACCAUCAUUCGUUAUUGAUGGUCAGUCCCUUGCUUACUAUAUUUUGACACCAAAAGACAAAGAUCAUUCAUGGGAAUUCGCAAAUGGUGGUGACUACAACAACUACGCACAGAAAAUCGUAGAAUUCUUCAACCUUCUUGCCAAUUUCAAAGCACAAUGCACAAUUGUUCUUCCACUUCCAGAUGGCACAGGCCCAGUCACAGAAAACUCACUCUCCAAGUGGAACGGCAAGGCUCAGGACAAGAUCCGCCGCGUUUCCCGCGUCCGUCAACUCCUUGAGAAGACAGCCGCUUCUUCACGUGGUCUUCUCGAUGUUCUUCCACCAUUCAUGCUCGAUGAGAUCGCCAUCACAGCAGCUAAGCUCAAUGUCCCAGUUCUUUACACAAGAAACAGCGUUUAUCGCUUCAUCGCCAACUACUUAAAGGAGGGCAAGGCUGAUGCUGUUAUCGGCAACAACUCCGACUACGUCAUCUUCGAGCACAUCAAAUACAUUCCAAUCGACUCAUUCUUCAACGAUGAGAACAAGAUCUGGCAAUGCUACUACAUGACACCAGCUUCUGUCUGCGACAUCCUUGGCCUCAACGACCAGAAGAAGCUUAUCGAUCUCGCAAUCCUUCUUGGUGAUGAUUUCACAGAGAAAUUCGUCACACAGAAGUACAACAUCUACACACUUCUCCGCAUCAAGCCACGCCAGAACAAUCCAGCCGCCCUUGUCGAAGGCAUCGUUGACUGGCUCAAUCUUGAAACAUACGAAGGUCUCGAGAACACUUCCCCAAUCAAGGAAUUGAUUGCUGACGAUGCCGAAUUCAAGGCUGUCAUCGACGAAUCCCGCAAGUACUUCUCUCUCGAGGAUCUUCUUCCAGAAGGAGAUUCCGAAGUCCGCAAACUCGUUGACGAAGGCAAGCUUCCACUCUGGACAAUCGGCAUUUCCGAGAACAACGAUUUCUGGUACGAGCCAGUUGUCGAUGACUACAAGCACGAAGUCAUGACAUCCAAGGUCACAUUACCACUUCGUCAGAUCAUCUACGGCAUCCUUGGUCGCAAGGAAGUUAUCGAGCACAUCCCAACAGACGAAGCCGUUUCCACAGAAACAGUCCAAGCCGAAGCCGAUCUUCCAGAGCUUUCCCAGAUCCUCAAGAUGAAGAAACCACAGCUUGAGAAGACAUUCUACAUGAUUGCCCACUCCAAGUUCCCCAAGCAGCCAAAUCCAAAGGAUGAUCCAGUCUCCGCUCUCCCAGAGCCAUUCAAGAUCCUCGCUCUCUCCCUCAGAUACCUCAUCGCACAGUGCUUCACUGAGAACCAGGCCAACUACACACGCACACCAGAGGACAACAAGAAGCUCAAGGAUGCCGGCGUUAUCGGUGCUCCUCCGAUCGAUCUCUUCGAACUCCGCGCACUCGCUGCCCAGGCACUCUGCCUCAUCCAGCUCCCAUACAGCCAGUGGAACAACGGAGAACAGAAGGCACCAGAGUUCAAGCCAAAGCUCAGAAGAUUGCAUGUUGCCGCUCUCUACGAAGUUGUCCUUCAGCACAUGCUCUGGCUCCAGCAGGUCUUCGGACAGAAGAACGACAAGGCCAAGCCACAUCGUUUCUUUGAUGGACAGAUCUUUGCUGCUGCCUACGACGCAGAAGGCAUGAUCGGCAGUGACAAGUUCGCUCCAUUCUACCAGGAACCAGCCAAGAUCAGAGAACUCGAAGAGACAAGAUUACAUGAGUUCAUCCAGACAGUCUUGUACCCAUUCCCAGAUGGAUUGUUCGAGGCAUUCAGCCAUGUUCCACGUUCUCUCGGAUCUGCUGCUUUCGAGGAAGUCAAGCCACAGGUUGCAACAAUCGUCGCUCCAAAGUCUGCAUUCGCUAACCUCAUGGACAGCUCUGAUGAGGAAGACGCUCCAGUCGAGGCACCACCAGCACCAGUCAUCAACCAGCCACCACCACCAGCUGCUAAGGCUGAGGAGAAGAAGAAGAAGGCUGAGAUGGACGAGGAUGAAGAAAUGGCUUUCCUCAUGGCUGCAGCUGCUGCUAACAAGGGCGCAAAGAGAGAAGUCAAGCAGGCAACAAAGCCACAGAAGUCUAAGGGACCACAGAGACGCCGUGUCGAAAAGGUUAACCUCAAUGAAGUUAAGAACUUCAACAAGGAGUCAAAACUCGAGGCAAAACUUCAGACAAAACAACAGGGUUUCGAUUGGUAA
This is a messenger RNA of Trichomonas vaginalis G3, 2280 nucleotides long. Its product is annotated as asteroid protein family. The record is from RefSeq and is a predicted model, not a curated record. NCBI's taxonomy places the organism in Eukaryota, Parabasalia, Trichomonadida, Trichomonadidae. Bases 1 to 2280 code for a protein of 759 amino acids. The transcript has a single exon.